This is a messenger RNA of Dictyostelium purpureum, 1542 nucleotides long. RefSeq lists its product as uncharacterized. The record is from RefSeq and is a predicted model, not a curated record. Lineage: Eukaryota; Evosea; Eumycetozoa; Dictyosteliales; Dictyosteliaceae. The transcript has 2 exons. The coding region runs from base 1 to 1542 and encodes 513 amino acids.
AUGAAUAAAAUUUAUACAUUUUUAUUUUUAAUUUUUAAUGUAGCAUUAGUAUUUUCAACUACACCAACUUUUAAAGUUGAUAACUCACCAUCACUUUCAUUAUAUAAACAAUAUAAUCAAUCACAAUUAUAUUAUUUAUCAUCAAGCGGAUAUGAAAAGCCAAUUAUUAUUGCAAAUUUAACAGGUACUCAUUAUGAAAUGGGUUUCGCUGCAGGUUAUAUGAUGGCACAAGAAGCUUAUGAUAAUUAUAAUAUGAUGGUCGGUGCAGUUUUACCAAAGUGGUAUGAAAAAGAUGUUUUCGAAGCAUUUUUAGAUUGGCAAUGGAAAUCAUAUUUAUCAAAACAAAUUACUCAAAACUAUCUUGAUGAAAUUAGAGGUUAUGGUGAUGGUGCUAAAGCUAGUGGUUUCACUAAAUUAGGUGACACUAUUAUAAGAGGUGUUGUCAUUAGUUCAUUCCCAGGUAAUCCAACUGAAAACAUUAAAUAUUUAUUAGAAGAUGAAAUGGGUCUUGAAGAGUUUUCAAAAUAUCUUAUGGAAGAAGGUAAAGAAAGUCUUUUAGAAUUUGUUAAAGAAAUGUUAGUUAGCGAUCUCGAACACAACCACCAUAAAGGUUUACAAUGCUCCCACUUUAGCACUUGGGGUAGCAAAACUUUAAAUCAAGAUAUGUUUAAUGGUAGAAAUUUAGAUUGGUUAAAUGGUUCAGGUAUUAGUAAUAACAAAUUAAUUACCUUUUACCAUCCACAAGGUCAAUACUCACAUGCUUCCAUUGGUUUUGCUGGUUUAAUUGGUGCCAUUACUGGUAUAAGUUCAAAAGGUAUCUUUGUAGCUGAAUCUGACAAUGACUCUGUUAAAGUAACUUUUGAUGGUUUUGCUUGGUCAAUGAGACUUCGUUAUAUUAUGGAAAACGCUGCCACUAUUGAUGAAGCUGUCUCACUUUGGGAAUCUACCAAUAAUACUAUGGGUAUGUGUCACAGUCUUGCUAGUGCUACCGAAGUUCAAACUGCUCAAUAUCCAGCAUAUGCUUUAGAAACUAUGAAAGGUUACACUGCUUUCUUUUAUGAUAACGAUCCAAAUGAACACUUCACCUACUCUGACCCAAAAACUGGCGCUCAAACUCAAAUGGGUUAUCCAAUGAAGGAUGCUGUCUAUCGUACAAAUCAUGGUUAUGAUGAAACCAUUCGUAAAUAUGAAUGGGAGCCAUCCAUCCCAAAUGAUGAUUCUUGGACUCGUUACAUGUUAUUCUAUACAUCAUUUAGCUAUUAUGAAAAUGCUGAUAUUUCAAUCUCUGAUCUUGAAGCCAUCAACAUCACUUCAAUUUUAGGUAAUAAACAUAGUAUUCAAAAUACCUAUACCACUUCCGAGCCAUUUUAUGAUUGCACAAAUGCUUGGAUGGGUUAUAAUAUCGUCUCUGCUACUUAUCACUUUGCUGCCAAUAAAAUGUUUGUUGCUUUUGAAGAAGGCUUUGGUCAACAAAGAGUUUGUGCUGCUUGUGGUACUUAUGUUGAAGUUGAUUUAUCACCAUGGUUUGGUUUAAAUAAUUAA